Trypanosoma conorhini is the source of this 882-nucleotide messenger RNA. RefSeq names its product RNA helicase. Bases 1 to 882 code for a protein of 293 amino acids. The transcript has a single exon. The record is from RefSeq and is a predicted model, not a curated record. NCBI's taxonomy places the organism in Eukaryota, Euglenozoa, Kinetoplastea, Trypanosomatida, Trypanosomatidae.
AUGGCCCAACGCGUCACUAUUCCUGACGACUGCGUCUACGAGGGAUACGGCAGCCUUUUCCGCGGAGAGUCGGAGGUGGCGCCGCCUCUGCCGGCCUUGGAGGAACGCGACGGCAGUGGUGUUCUCUGUGGCCCUCUCGAGCACGCAGAGGCGCUGCGGCAACUUCGCACUGCCCUCCGCGUCGACGUGCCCCCGCAGCUGAGGGCGCCCACGCCGGAACAGGCGUUCGACGAAUUGCCCUCAGCGCCGGCAAAGCCGUACCUGUUGUUCUGUCCCCCAGCCGCAGCGCCGUUGGGGCCAUUGCCUUCGUCCUCCGCAUCGGGGACACGGCACGAGAUGGAGCGAAUGAAGUCGCAGUGCCGCUUUUUACGCGACUGGUUUAUGUGCCAUGAAACCCCUGGGGAACGCGCGGCGGCGAGGGAGUUUGCACGCACGGCGCAACAUCUCCUGCGGAAGGAGUCGGUGGAUGAGCUGCUGGGUCGCACCGACAGCCUGCUGCAGCAGUUGGAGGACUGGCCCGGUGUGGUGGACAAGGUCCGCUCCCACGCAGUGGGGUGGAAGAGCGACGCCUCGUUGAGGGAGUUGCACGACUUCGCCAGGGAUGUAUUGGAAACAGAUGAGGUUUGCAUGCAACUGGCGAAGUUGACGCGCCGUUUCUCGCUGCUUGCGCCCCUGCUGGAAGAGGCGGCCUUCCGCGCGGCGGCGCUGGAGGAAAUUGGGCAGUGGUCCUCCGAGAGUGUUGUUGCCUCACUGCAGACCCUGCGGGACUCCAUUUGGGGCUGGCAGACGAGGCUGGCUGAGGACCAGCAGAGCGUGUUGGAUAGUUCCCAGUCGCUGCUGGAGCGCCUCAUGGCCGUCCAAAAUAAAAGGAGGGGUGUGUGA